AUGAAUGGAAGAGCCGCGACCACUGACGCCAAAUUGAUUGACAAGCAGGAUGCUUAUGAAGGAACACUGGACUCUUACUCUUACGUGGAAAAGAGUAAGACCUCUUCAGAGGGUAGAGACACAUUUGCAGUGACAUCUCGGACUGAAGCGAAUAUGAACAAUUGCCAGACACGCCCAGACUCUGGAAGAAGUCGACAUGGAACAUCUCCAAAGCGGGAAACUGAGUUUAUUGCAGCAGGACUAAGAGAUAUGAACCCCAUGGCUGGUACAGUAGCUGGGCAUCAUGAAUCUGUUCAAAUUCGGAGAGCCAUUCAGGAAAAUGGAUAUGAGUCUCCACCUGAGAAACAGGCAAGAGAACUGAAGAAGGAUUUAAGACAUGGCCACUUUGAGCAUCGAGAGAGGCCCAAGAACUUUGAAACUCCAGUGGCUUGGGAUUCUGUCCCAAAGGGCAGUGCUUCAAGACACAGUGAGGCUUGGAAAAUAAAAGACCCAAGCCCCGUGGGAGAAAAGGAUUGCAACAAAACUGGGAACUCACACACAGAAGUAACAAAAAUAGUUCCUCUCAAGCCGCAGAGAUCAAAGAAGUCUAUAAAUAAAGAGAACAAAGAUUUAAACCCUCAAACACACAGCCAGCCUGACAGAGGCGUCUUUGGUGCUGCCGGGGAUGUACAGAUGACAAAAUCUUCCUGUGAGUCAGGAAGGAGACUGGAUGAUAAUACUGUACCACAGUCUGCCACAGAUGUUGUGAAGGAAAACACAAUGGAUACCAAAUACCAGGGUGAAUCUACAGCGUUGUAUCAGCAGCAAAGUCAAACACAUCAGCAGAUUAGAAACGAGUUUUUCGGACAACAGGAGCUCAGGGACUGCAGGGAGUCUGCAGGCCAGUGGACGAGAGGAGGCGUUGCAUUUGAAGAAAAUUCUCAAAUCACCUCAGAGUUUAGCGCCAAAUUUCCAGCAGCUCCCCCACGCACUCUCCCCCUGAAAACACAGUGGUCCCGAGACAGACUGGGCAACAUGGACAACAGCCACAUCCACCACAGGACACCCAACCAAGAAACAGCCAAGAGGAAGCAAGCGAGCGAAGGUGACUGCUGUUGCAAGGAGCGCAAGACCUUUUUCCACCAUUUGUUUCUUUGA
Messenger RNA from Pelmatolapia mariae (spotted tilapia), 1137 nucleotides. RefSeq lists its product as uncharacterized. The transcript has 3 exons. The record is from RefSeq and is a predicted model, not a curated record. Bases 1 to 1137 code for a protein of 378 amino acids. NCBI's taxonomy places the organism in Eukaryota, Metazoa, Chordata, Actinopteri, Cichliformes, Cichlidae.